Messenger RNA from Marasmius oreades (fairy-ring Marasmius), 444 nucleotides. RefSeq lists its product as uncharacterized. The transcript has 4 exons. Lineage: Eukaryota; Fungi; Basidiomycota; Agaricomycetes; Agaricales; Marasmiaceae. The record is from RefSeq and is a predicted model, not a curated record. Gene Ontology annotation, molecular function: RNA nuclease activity; RNA binding. Bases 1 to 444 code for a protein of 147 amino acids.
AUGUAUAAGACCACGAGCAAGGAGUUGGAACACCAGAAGAUUAGGAUGUUCAAAGCCUACCUCCUUCUACUCGGCUCUCUUCUCUCGGUGACUGUAGCCAGUCCUGUCGAAUCCAGAUCCCUACCAUCAGGAUCGGUUACCUGCGGUUCGAAUGUCUACACAGUCUCUCAAGUCGUGUCGGCGGUUUCGAACGGUGUCAGCCAUUUGAACAGCCCGAUAGGAAGCGAUAGCUACCCACACAUAUUCGAAAAUCGGGAGGGUCUCCCGAUGUUUUGUACGGGAAAGACCGUAUUCGAAGAAUACCCCAUCCUAAAGUCUGGCGCAUACAACGGUGGAAGCCCAGGGGCUGAUCGUGUUGUCUUCUCGAGCGACGGGGUCUACUGCGCUGUCAUCACUCACACCGGUGCUGGUGGUAACAACUUUUUGGCGUGCAAGGGCGAUUAA